GUGGUAUAGUGUGUCAGCAUGUUUGUUAGCUACACUCCUGCGUUCUCCAUAGCAAUGACAAAGCAAAUGGGCGUGUCUUCUUCCAUGUUGCGAUUGUUGUCCCAUGGUGAGCGUGGGUUGGAGGAGAUAGUUGUGCCUGUGAUUGGCUAAGAACACCGCAGUGGGCGUGCCGCGAACAGUGAAGACUGUCACCGGAUUGACAUAAGGUGCUUCUUGGGACUUGGUGACAGAAGAGUUCCGGCAUGGAUUGUGCUCAGAGUCCUCAUCCCGUCCGGUUGUAUGUGUACGAUCUGUCCCGCGGCUUGGCUCGGCGUCUCAGUCCUGUCAUGCUCGGUAAGCAGCUAGAAGGAAUUUGGCAUACUUCUAUUAUUGUAUUUGCUGAAGAAUUCUUCUAUGGAGGAGGUGGCAUCACUAGCUGUCCACCGGGGGGGACACUGCUGGGUGGUCCAGACACUGUGGUGGAUCUGGGCAACACUGAGGUGACUGAAGAGAUCUUCCUGGAGUACCUGUCCUCAUUGGGGGAGUCCGGUUUCAGUGGGGAGUCCUACAACCUGUUUGAUCACAACUGCAAUACCUUCUCCAAUGAAGUUGCUCAGUUCUUAACCGGGAGGAAAAUCCCUUCCUACAUAACAGAACUGCCAUCCGAAAUCCUGUCUACGCCCUUUGGACAAGCACUUCGCCCUUUCUUGGAUUCCGUUCAAAUUCAGCCACCUGGGGGUAACAAUUUUAACAGGCAAAGUGGUCCAAGUUAACUGGAGCAGAAUUGGUUUCACUGUGGGCCGUGCCCCUCUUUUUAACUUAAUAUAUUUGUAUCAUCUGUUUUAAAUCCAUACGUGUUCUUUGUUUCAUUCCAUUUGCAUUUUUGCAACGACCUAAACAGUACUGGGAAGGCUCAUAGUUUUUCUAUCAUAUCAUAAUAGAUGUUUUCUACUUUAACUGACAAAAUGGCCUUUUCUUGAGACUCUUCAGUUUAGUAACACGGAGGUAUCC
Messenger RNA from Nanorana parkeri, 990 nucleotides. RefSeq names its product desumoylating isopeptidase 1 (gene DESI1). Bases 243 to 752 code for a protein of 169 amino acids. Gene Ontology annotation, molecular function: peptidase activity. Gene Ontology annotation, biological process: protein modification by small protein removal. Lineage: Eukaryota; Metazoa; Chordata; Amphibia; Anura; Dicroglossidae. The transcript is spliced from 6 exons. The record is from RefSeq and is a predicted model, not a curated record.